This is a messenger RNA of Symbiodinium sp. CCMP2592, 3951 nucleotides long. The record is from the annotation of a GenBank genome assembly. NCBI's taxonomy places the organism in Eukaryota, Dinophyceae, Suessiales, Symbiodiniaceae.
AUGCGCGGCUGGGGGUUCAACUCCCCGGGUCGAGCACGAGGAGGAUCCCCUCGGCCCAAGACCCGUGCGAAGCCCGCCGAGUCCGGCGAUGGAAAAGCCUCGCCUUCCACGAAGGCGAAAGGUAAACGGUCCGGUUCCGGUAGCGCAAAUUGCGGCGCCUCCCAGGAGCGCCGACGUGGCCGUCGGCGGAGCCGUGCUUCCCGGCCACGGCGACGCACCAGGUCCGGCGAAAAGAAGGACCGCUCAAGGCGAGGUGCGAAGCGAAGAAGGCGGCAAAGCACGAAAACGGAGAAGCCCAGUGCCGAGGCUCCGGAGGACCAGGCUGGAGAGCCAGAUGCACCGGCGGAGGACGCAGCGAAGGCCUCUCAGGAUCGCGAGUCGGAUACCGAGGUGGCAGAUCCCGACACGGACACUGAGGCCAACAACAUUCGCCAGUCCCCCCGAUCCCCGACGGUGGUGAGGGACGUCCGUGAUCUUGAGACGGCCAUGGACAAGGACGAGGAGGACCUGGAGGUCCCGGGCGCGGGGCCGCCUGCGGACGGCUCCAGCCAAGAUGGCGCGCAAGCUGCUGAAGCCGAGGACAGUGCUGUUCCUAAGCGGCGGAAGAAGAAGGAUGGAAAGACGGAGAAGAAGCGUAAGAAGAAGGGGAAGGGUGGACAGGCUGCGAAGGAGGAAGCUGAAGUGGAGGAGAAGGCGGAAGAAGAUCGACCGGAACCUCAGGAGGCACCAAAGAGUCCCGAGGAACAGAGCCCGGCGAGGGAGCAAGAACAGCCGGAGCAGCCAGAGCAAGAGGAGAAGAAGAAAAAGAAGCGGAAACGGAAAAAAGACAAGGACAGUAAUUUGUUAGCACAGGCUGCGAAGGAGGAAGCUGAAGUGGAGGAGAAGGCGGAAGAAGAUCGACCGGAACCUCAGGAGGCACCAAAGAGUCCCGAGGAACAGAGCCCGGCGAGGGAGCAAGAACAGCCGGAGCAGCCAGAGCAAGAGGAGAAGAAGAAAAAGAAGAGGAAACGGAAGAAAGACAAAGAUGGGAAGAAAGAGGAGAAGGACAAGUCCGAGUGCCGUGAGCGCGAGCCGUCCGAGGAGGCUGUGAAACCGAGCAAGCCGACCAAGGCAGCGUUGCUGGAGGCGGGGGCGCCGCGCCCCAAAGCAGCCUCCCGGCGCAUGAUGCUCGGUGCCUUGGACGGACGGCGGGAGGAGGCCAAGGGCUCAGCGGACGAGGUGAAGACGGAGCCAGGGUCUGCUCCGGAGGAUAGCGGCUUUCAGGCAUCUGCUCGUCUUCUGCAGGCUUCGGAAGGUGUCAGGGAGUCAGGUCCGAAGGAAUCGGAGGAACCGAAGGAGGAGAAGGGCUCCGAGUUGGCAAAGUCUGAGGAUGAGAAGCCGCCCUCCAGCAAGGCCUCCUCGGAAAAGGCGCCUUCCGUGGCUCCGCCAUCUCCCCAGGACCCUGGCACGUCGUCAGCAGAGGGAAAGGAGGAUGAGCCAACGGAUCUGAAGAAGGAGGCACAGGAGGAUUCCCCGAAGGACGCAAGGCUUCGGAAGCUCAUACGUGGAGUCUACGAGAGGAAGAACCCAGAGAAGCUUGCCGACUUGGACGACCUCUUGGCAAAGUAUGCCGACAAGCUCGAGCAGGCUUAUGAGUAUGUCUGCAACAAGUACGGCGAGACCAAGGAGGAUCUGGAUUCGAUCGAGCCGCCGCUCACGGUCUUCGAGAAACAGAAGGACAGCACCAGCGAGGAAAGCGAGGAGGACCGCCAUGAGAAAAAGCACAAAGGCCGCAAGAGGACAGGUCACGGUCAUCACAGGGAGAAGACGCAAGACAUGAAAGCUGUCAAAAAGGAGCUGAAGGAGAAGGAUAAGGAAAAGGAGAAGGACAAGGAAAAGGAGAAGAAGCGGAAGGACAAGGACAAGGACCGUGAGAAGGAGAAGAAGCGUGGCAAGGAGAACCAGGGUCUGACCAGCACCCCUCCGCCACAUCUGCCGAUGCACAUGAUGCCUGGGAUGGGGAUGCACAUGCCGCCUGGCAUGCACGGCAUGCCUAUGACGAUGCACGGCAUGCCGUUGCCCCCCUGGGCGCACUACAUGGACCCACGCUUUGCCGAGGCCAUGGAGAAGAAAAAGGAGCCCAAGGACAAGAAGGAGAAGGAGAAGAAGGAGAAGAAAGAGGAGAAGAAGGACAAGGGCCCCAAAGACAAGAAGGACAAGAAGGAGCCAGAGCUCAGCCCUGCGGCUGAAGCUGCGGCAGGCCCCACCGUCAAGGACACUAUGAAGGCAGCCCGACUGAGGGAGCUGAUCCGUGGCAUCUACUUCCGUCGCAACCCCACGAAGUUGGCUGAGCUCGACUCCAUCUUCGAGAAGUACGCCGGCUCCGAGUGGGAGGUGUACGAGCACGUCUGCAAGAAGUACGGCGAGCCGAUCCUCGAGGCGAAAGAGAGCCCUGCCAUCUCGGGCACCUCCCCCGCGGCCUCCUCCAAGCCGACAGGAGCCGCGGCACAGGAUGGCCAGCUGCCUGGCACCGAGUCACCGCCGCGACCGAAGGCUGUCAGCGUCGCCAAACUUGAGCCGGCGCCGGAGGACCGGUAUCAGCCGAAGAUAGAGGCUUGGCCCUUCGAAGAGGCCUUUUCGCCGAAUUCUCCUUCUCCCAGCCCAUUGCCAGCCGACCAGAGGCCCUCGCAGCGACGCAGUGAGCAGGUGCCUGGGCGGCCGCCCGGCGAAAGCAAGCCCUGGAGGCCUCCUGCGUCGGCGCCUUCCAAGGCGCCUCCCGAUGCGCGGGCCUCCGGUGCUAAUGCAACCACUGCUGCGGCAGCACGUGUGGCCAAAAUGCUAGCCCGCAAGGAGCCUGCUCUCGCGUCUGCCUGGGCCGCACCGGUUGCCUCGAAACCCGAGGUGGCAUCUGCUUGGGGCGAGCCUGUGGCGUCCAAGGCUGCGGAAAAACCGAAGCAAUCGCAGGAGAGCCGGCUGCCAGUGACAAAGCCAAGACAGGACACCUCGGCUCGGGCCACCUCAGAGGCCCCCACCUCGGCCGCGCAAAGCGCCGCGGCAAAGGAGGUCCAAGUCAGCAAAGAGGCAAAGCCCUCGCCAGAGAAGCAGAGGACUGGCGCUCGCGUUUCCGCUGCAGAGCUCGCAAGGCAGAGAGCAGCAGAAGUGGCUGCGUCUGUAGCCUCGAGGACGGCAGGGACUGCGAGCGUCACUGGCAACGCAGGAAAGCGCGUCGCAGCUGAGCCCUUGACUUCCCUAGAGAAGCGCGCCAAGGCGGAGCCUGCGGCUGCUGCAAGUGACAGCGAAGUCACUGAGGCUCCCAGUGGCGAGGAGGAAGCCAAGGCCAAAGCCGGCACCGCCACAGAGAGUUCGGGAGCUCCUGCAGCAGCCGUGGGCCCCACGCCGGCACCGGCAUCCACACCCGCACCACCUCCAAACACCACAGCCACAGCCACGCCAACCACUCCGGCCACAGCUUCCACAGCGGCUGUCGCAGGCACCCCGACAGCCCCAACGACUUCGGACCCGCCCCAAACUGCUCAAGCUGCGCCUGCACCCUCCCAAACGGCGACCCCUGCCGUGAAUGUCCAGCGGCCCCCACCGCCAGCGCCACCGAUGCCACCGGCACCACCGCCUCCUCCUUCGAGGCCUCUUCGCCCACCAGGCGUGCUAAACACUCCGCCGCAACAGCUUGCCGGAGGAGUCUGGUCACAGCCAAUUCCAGGGACACCCCAAGCAGCAUCGAUGCCGUUUGCCCCACGAGGCAUGGGCUUUGUGCCCGGAAUGCCACAGAUGAAUGCUCCAAUGGCGCUUCAGCAGCUUCAAGUGCCGACCGUCGUUAUGGGAGGCGCGCAACAGCUUCCAGGAAUAGCCGUCCAGCCAGGGCCCUUCGGUUCUCCCAUGCCGAUGCAGCCUGGGUGGACUGUGCAGCUCUUGCAGCAGCAAGCCGGUAUGGGCGUGACAGCGCCCCCUCAGUGA